Molecule: messenger RNA, 1599 nt
Organism: Zerene cesonia (dogface butterfly)
Lineage: Eukaryota; Metazoa; Arthropoda; Insecta; Lepidoptera; Pieridae
Product: octopamine receptor beta-1R-like
Exons: 6
Coding region: 248-1570 (440 amino acids)
Biological process (GO): adenylate cyclase-activating adrenergic receptor signaling pathway
Cellular component (GO): membrane
Molecular function (GO): octopamine receptor activity
Source: RefSeq, a predicted model, not a curated record
AGCGCUGAACGCAGCCGCACGUGUGUUCGCGCCAAAAUACCAGUCAGUUGAAACGCGUAUACUCUGUGGAUGAUUUGACAGUGAAAGUUUGUGUGUUAUUUUUUUUUGUGUGAGAAAACUUUUUGGAUUUUACGUAACAAGAGGGUUACAAUGGGCCGUUGUUUGAGGCGAAAUCAAUGCGCGGCCGACCCCUUCCCUCCAACAAAAGAGCUCAAUAUAACUUAAACACGUGACAAAAUGUGAAAAUAUGAGAUUGAACGUCGACAUCGUACUGAGGGAGCACCAGAAUUUCACGUUGGACUUCAGAGAGCUAUCCACUUCGAUGUAUCUCACCGACAGCUACGUGAACCACUCCCUGGAAAUCAACGCAACCACCAAUGACAUCAUCUACAGCAACCAGUUCGAGGAUGAGGCGUUCUUCGUCUUCCUCGCCAUCUUGAAAUGCAUCAUCAUGCUGUUCAUCAUAACAGCUGCGAUAUUCGGCAACCUGCUGGUCAUAGUAUCCGUCAUGAGGCACAGGAAGUUACGGGUGAUCACAAAUUACUUUGUCGUCUCCCUGGCUCUGGCGGACAUGCUUGUGGCAAUCUGGGCAAUGUGCUUCAACUUUAGUGUAGAAAUCACCAACGGGGAGUGGCUCUUUGGGUACUUCAUGUGUGACGUGUGGAACUCAUUGGACGUGUAUUUUUCUUCAGCUUCCAUUCUGCACCUGUGCUGUAUAAGCGUGGACAGAUACUAUGCGAUUGUUCAGCCGCUGGACUACCCUUUGAUAAUGACCACAGCUAGACUGGGAGUGAUGUUAGCGGUGGUCUGGUGUAGUCCAGCCUUAGUCUCGUUUCUACCAAUAUUCAUGGGCUGGUACACGACGGUGGAGCACUUGGACUUUAGGAAAAAACACCCAAAGGUGUGCAGCUUUACUGUGAACAGAAUAUAUGCUGUGAUAUCGAGCAGUGUCAGCUUCUGGAUACCUGGAGUGAUAAUGCUGUUCAUGUACUAUAGGAUAUACGUGGAGGCUGAUCGGCAGGAGAGGAUGUUGUAUAGGAGUAAGGUAGCAGCGCUCCUCCUGGACAAACACCUUCAGAUCAACGGGAUAUCCGUGGGGGAGGUGAUGAGGGAACGGCAGAGCAUCCAAAUGCAACCUAUGGCCAGCAAGAUGAAGAGGGAGAGGAAAGCAGCAAGGACCCUGGGCAUCAUCAUGUCCGCAUUUUUAGCGUGCUGGCUACCGUUUUUCUUAUGGUAUAUUAUAACAGCGCUAUGCGGCGAAGCCUGCCCCUCCCCCCCUCCAGUGGUGGCCGCGGUCUUCUGGGUGGGGUACUUUAAUUCAGCGCUGAACCCACUCAUCUAUGCCUAUUUCAAUAGGGACUUUAGGGCGGCGUUCAGGAAGACAUUGGAUUCUUGUUGCAGGUCAAUGUGCGGCAAUAUCGGGCGGCGGUACUGCGCGCACAUGCAGCGGCGCGAGCAACACCACUCCAACACGUCAGAUAUGCACAACCACUGCGUCAAGUCAACUUCCGCAGACGUGUUGCGGCAGGCCACCUUCUCACGCCCUGAAGAUAUUGUAUUUGAUACUUGAGUAUAAUAAGAAGAAAGAAGAACCGAGAU